Molecule: messenger RNA, 2200 nt
Organism: Carlito syrichta (Philippine tarsier)
Lineage: Eukaryota; Metazoa; Chordata; Mammalia; Primates; Tarsiidae
Gene: MNT
Product: MAX network transcriptional repressor
Exons: 6
Coding region: 378-2144 (588 amino acids)
Biological process (GO): regulation of transcription by RNA polymerase II
Molecular function (GO): protein dimerization activity; DNA-binding transcription factor activity, RNA polymerase II-specific; RNA polymerase II cis-regulatory region sequence-specific DNA binding
Source: RefSeq, a predicted model, not a curated record
CCCUUGUUGUGUGUGUCGGUGCCUCCUCGCCAUCUUGUUGCAAAGCCCUUUCUUGUCGGCGGGACUCCCGGGGGCCGCGGGGCGGGAGGCAUCAGAAGGGAGGAAGAGAGGGAGGGGAAGAAGGAAAGCAGUGCCGCCCUUUUUUUUUUUGCAUCACAUAUUUUAAAAUUUGCAGAUUUAUAUUUUGCAAAUAUUCGGAGGGACAUUGAUUUUUCUCCCCGUGCUCCCCUGUUCUUCCCUGCGGAGUGCGCUGCGCCGCCCAGCCCUGUCGCCCCCCGGAGGUGAUCCCUCCCUCCUGCCUGCCCGCCAGCCUGCCCUGUGCCUGGCUCGCGGGCCGCAGCCUCGGCCCCGGCGCGCCCCCGGCAGCUCUCGGCGCGAUGAGCAUAGAGACGCUACUGGAGGCGGCCCGCUUCCUGGAAUGGCAAGCGCAGCAACAACAGAGAGCACGUGAGGAGCAGGAGCGGCUUCGCUUGGAGCGGGAGCGGGAGCAGGAGCAGAAGAAGGCCAAUAGCCUGGCCAGGCUGGCACAUGCCCUGCCGGUGGAAGAACCCCGCAUCGAGGCGCUACCCCUGCCUCUGUCCCCACCGGCACCCCCGCCGGCACCCCCACCACCACUUGCCACCCCUGCCCCACUGACUGUCAUUCCUAUUCCUGUAGUGACCAACUCCCCUCAGCCACUGCCCCCACCCCCACCACUGCCCCCCGCAGCCCAGCCUUUGCCCUUGGCACCUCGUCAGCCAGCCCUGGUUAGCACCCCUGGACUCAGCAUUAAGGAGCCUACACCCCUGCCCACCAGGCCGCAGAUGCCCACCCCUGCUCCCCUACUGCCGGACUCGAAGGCCACCAUCCCACCCACUGGCAGCCCCAAGCCUUUGCAGCCCCUCCCCACGCCCAUCCUGACUAUAGCGCCACAUCCUGGAGUCCAGCCUCAGCUGGCCCCCCAGCAGCCACCCCCGCCCACGCUUGGGACCCUGAAGUUGGCACCUGCUGAAGAAGUCAAAUCCAGCGAACAGAAGAAGAGGCCUGGGGGGAUCGGAACCAGAGAAGUCCACAACAAAUUGGAGAAGAACAGGAGGGCCCAUCUGAAGGAAUGCUUUGAGACCCUGAAGCGUAACAUCCCCAACGUGGAUGACAAGAAGACGUCGAAUCUGAGCGUGCUGCGGACGGCGCUGCGGUACAUCCAGUCCCUGAAGAGGAAGGAGAAGGAAUAUGAGCAUGAGAUGGAGCGGCUGGCGCGGGAGAAGAUUGCCACGCAGCAGCGGCUGGCAGAGCUCAAGCAUGAGCUGAGCCAGUGGAUGGACGUGCUGGAGAUCGACCGUGUGCUCCGGCAGACAGGUCAGCCUGAGGACGACCAGGCCUCCACUUCGACUGCCUCUGAGGGUGAGGACAACAUAGACGAGGAUAUGGAGGAGGACCGGGCGGGCCUGGGCCCACCUAAGCUGAGCCAUCGUCCCCAGCCGGAGCUGCUGAAGUCCACUCUGCCACCUCCCAGCACCGCCCCUGCACCUCUGCCUCCACACCCACACCCUCACCCCCACCCUGUGGCCCUGUCUCCUGCCCACCUCCCCGUGCAGCAGCAGCAGCCACAGCAGAAGACCUCUCUGCCAGCCCCUCCGCCCCCACCAGCUGCCCCUGCCCAGACACUGGUGCCAGCUCCAGCCCACCUUGUGGCCACAGCUGGGGGCAGCUCCACGGUCAUCGCCCACACGGCCACCACCCACGCUUCAGUCAUCCAGACUGUGAACCAUGUUCUGCAGGGGCCAGGUGGCAAGCACAUCGCCCACAUCGCCCCCUCGGCCCCCAGUCCUGCUGUGCAGCUGGCACCUGCAACACCCCCUAUUGGCCACAUCACAGUGCACCCUGCCACCCUCAACCAUGUGGCCCACCUGGGCUCCCAGCUGCCCUUGUACCCGCAGCCCGUGGCAGUGAGCCAGCCUGUGGCUGUGAGCCACAUCGCCCACACUCUCUCACACCAGCAAGUGAAUGGCACAGCUGGGCUGGGGCCCCCAGCCACCGUCAUGGCAAAGCCAGCUGUGGGGGCUCAGGUGGUACACCACCCCCAACUGGUGGGCCAGACAGUGCUUAACCCUGUGACCAUGGUCACCAUGCCCUCCUUCCCAGUCAGCACACUCAAGCUGGCUUGAGGAUGAGGCUACUCAGAGGCCCCCAGUGGGGGCAGGGAGGGGGACCUGUCCCCCAC